Messenger RNA from Haplochromis burtoni (Burton's mouthbrooder), 5459 nucleotides. RefSeq names its product receptor-type tyrosine-protein phosphatase eta. The record is from RefSeq and is a predicted model, not a curated record. Gene Ontology annotation, molecular function: protein tyrosine phosphatase activity; protein binding. Gene Ontology annotation, biological process: protein dephosphorylation. NCBI's taxonomy places the organism in Eukaryota, Metazoa, Chordata, Actinopteri, Cichliformes, Cichlidae.
UUCCCAAACCUCCUGGGUCCAUCAUCUUUAGUAGCCGGAGCAACUCCUCACUCCAGCUGCAGUGGGCAACACCUGAUGAGAUGAUCGGAGCUCCAGGCAUCAUAUACAGUAUCACCUAUCAGGCUGUGGGUGGUCUCAGUCAAAACACAACUUCCACUCAAAAUAACACUUUGCUUUCACUCCUUGACUCUGGAACCAAUUACACUGUAACAGUAAAAACUAAUGGACCUGGAAAUUUAAGCAGCACGAUUGUUCAGAAUUCUUCUUUUACCUUACCAAACCCAGUGACGAAUCUAAUAGUCAGCCCUGAAUCUACUACUUCACUAAAUGUGAACUGGUCAAAUCCACUGGGGGUCAAAUCGUAUUACAUAUACUUAGUUGACACUUACAAUGACACAGGAGGACUUAUUUACUCAACAAACAUCACCAAUAACAGCACUUCUGUACUGAAUCUAAACCCAGGAACUAACUACAGUGUCGCAGUCAGAACGAAAGCUGCAGAAGGAAGUGAAUCUAGGGUGGAGAAGGGAUUCAGUUACACAAUGCCCAAACCUGUGACCAACAUCACAGUGGAGAGUGUGACCACGACCUCCAUCAAGCUAACGUGGUCCAGACAAAAUGAUUACAAGCCUUCCUACUCCUACCUGGUCAUAGCGAGACAGAGUGGCAGCGAGAUAAAGAAUGAUUCGACAAAGAAUGAUUCGACAAAGAAUGAGACGUACACCUUCUAUAAUCUGACCUCUGGAGAGCUGUACACAUUUUCUGUGUUCACGGUUAUAGCAGGGGUCAAAUCCACAGAGGAAAAUACACAGAGUUACACAAUGCCUGAAGCAGUCUCAAACAUUACAGCCGUAGGAACCACAACUAGCCUUUCAGUGAGCUGGACACUGGUGACAGGGAAGGUCUCCAGUUACAGUGUUACAGUGCUAAAUAGUGCUGGACAGUUAGUGAACAGCACGGAUGUAAACAAUCAAACUACAAACACAGUCUUUGGGAGCUUGACACCAGGAGUAAUCUACUGUGUCCAGUUGAUCACCAAAAGUGGACCUUUUCAGAGUAACAGUUCACCUGUCUGCAACGCAACUUUUCCCAACCCUCCUGGCUCCAUCACAGUGCAAUCUCAGACUGUUAAUUCCAUCAACUUCACCUGGGCCCUUCCACAGAACAUGAACCACAAGGAUUACAACUUUAGUGUCACCACCACUAACAACACCUUUGUGACAAAAGACAACUGGUUCCUGCUGGGAAACCUCACAUCUGGAAGCCCCUUCAAUAUCUCUGUUGUUACUGUGGGUGUGAUGGGAUAUAAAAGUACAUCAGUGACAACAGUAAACUAUACCAGACCAUUUCCUGUAUCCAAUCUGACUCAGACAGAAAUAACUACAAAUGCAGUGACCUUGGUGUGGGCACAGCAGGAGAGCAAAUUAAGCUACUCUUACUGGGUGCAGGUCACCAACGAGUCCAAUGUUACUGUAAACGAAUUAAAUGUGAACAUAACAAAUGCAACAAUCAGAAAUCUUCGUUCUGGGAGCAACUUCAACUUCACUGUCACUACACUGACAGCAGAUGGCACUCAGGCAGAUCCUGUGACAGUGUCUUACUUCACACGGCCAUACGGUAUUACUGAGUUGAAGGCUGAAACCAUAAACACAACUGCUAUAAAUCUGAACUGGACGAAGCCAGCUGAGUACAGGGAUGACUAUAAAUAUCGAGUUGCUACAUCAGGCUGUGCCUACAAAAACAACACCCUGGAACAAGAAACCAUACAGAUCUCAGGCCUCGACCCUGGGACCAACUGUACCUUCUGUGUUUCUGUCAUGGCAGCAAACGGCAUUGAAGGACAAACAGUCUGCACUUCUCAGUACACAAAGCCCGAGACAGUAAAGCCCACUAUCUCAGGUCAUUCGAAUAGUUCCAUCACAGUGACAUGGAUGAAACCUAAAGGAAAUGUGGAGCGUUACAGUCUUUACCUAACACCUAAUACAGCUAUUCAAUCCCUGAACUCUUUGAAUACAUCCUAUCAGUUUGAAAACCUGUCAGCUGGACGGGCGUACAGCGUCAUGUUAACCACAAUAAGUGGACCCUUCAAUGCGUCAUCUGAACUUGUUACUAACGCCACUCUCCCUAACCCUCCUGGGCAGAUUGAGAUCCUGAAUAAAACAACGAGCUCCAUUGAAACUCAAUGGACAGAGGCGCCUCUGAUGACCGGUGCUAAUUUCUACUACCUGCUGACUUACACGUCAUCCCAGCAAUCCAACAAUAUAAAUACCAAAAACACCAGAAUGAACAUCUCUUCCCUGUCUUCUGGGACUUCCUACAACAUUUCUGUGAAAACUGUGGGAGAAUUGGAAUUCCAGAGUGAGACGAUUUAUGUCUACAUGGUCACAACAAGACCACUGGCAGUGCAGGAGCUCACGGCCACUCCAGGAGAGACACACAUCACAGUCAACUGGACCAAUCCACCUGACUACAAGAACAGCUAUAAAUACUUUUUGUCCUGGAAUCAAACUAAUUCCCAAAUGCAGAACUGCACAGUUACACAAACUAUGUAUAAUAUCACUAACCUGGAACCUGGUCAGUGCUACAGUAUUUAUGUCACCACAGAGACCUCUGAUGAAACACUGGGUGCACCAAUAAUGAUCACCAAAUGCACAAAUGCAAGCCCAGUGAAAAUCUUAGGCUGUCAAGGUCCAAACGACAAUACUGCACAAAUCAUCUUGUCAUGUACCACACCCCAUGGCCAACACACUGGCUUCCACAUGAUUGUAAAUGGAAACAACAUCGGUGCAACUGCAUCUUGCAAUUAUACCAUUUCUGGCCUUAACCACAAUACUAUAUAUAAUGUGACUGUGAUAACUCUAAGCCAUGGAAAUCCCAGCAUCCCUGUGUAUCGCGAGUGCUCAACAGGCAUACCUAUCACUACUAUUGCUGUUGGUGUAUCAGUAGCAGUUUUUCUCAUUCUCUUCAGUGUCCUCAUCGCCUUUAUUAUCUACUGGAAAAGGCUAGCCAAAAAAGAAUCACCAGACAUCCAGAUUGAAUCUUUAAGAGCCAAAGUAAGUGUGGCCGUGAGUGUGGAGGACUUUGAGGCUUAUUACAAGAAGCAGAGAGCAGACUCCAACUGUGGCUUUGCAGAAGAAUUUGAGGACCUGAAGGUUGUUGGCACAGCUCAGUCAAAGUUACAUGCACUGAAUGUGGAGAACAAGCCUAAGAAUCGCUACAACAAUGUGCUUCCAUAUGACUCUUCUAGGGUGAAACUUUCCAUUCUCCAUGGAAGUCCGUCUGAUGAUUACAUCAAUGCUAACUACAUGCCGGGUUACAACUCGAGGAAGGAGUUUAUUGCAGCUCAAGGUCCUUUACCCACCACGGUCAACGAUUUCUGGAGGAUGAUCUGGGAGAAGAAUGUGCAGACUCUGGUCAUGCUGACACGCUGUAAUGAACAGGGACGAGUAAAAUGUGAGCAGUAUUGGAGUUCUGGUACCAAGCGGUGUGACAACAUCAUUGUAAAAGCAACCUCUGAAAUAACACUUGAGGACUGGACCCUCAGGGACUUUGACAUUAAAAAUGUGAAAACAGCAGAAACCCGAGCAGUUCGUCACUUCCACUUCACAGCAUGGCCAGAUCACGGGGUACCAGAAACCACAGAGCUCCUCAUCAGCUUCAGACAUUUAGUCAGAGAGCACAUGAACCAGUACUCAAAACACUCGCCCACAGUGGUCCACUGCAGUGCUGGUGUGGGGCGCACAGGUACCUUUAUAGCCAUAGACAGACUGAUUUUCCAGAUUGAAAGAGAAAAUACAGUGGAUGUGUUCGGCAUUGUUCAUGAUCUGCGCAUGCACCGACCGCUUAUGGUGCAGACAGAGGACCAGUAUGUGUUCUUAAACCAGUGUGCUUUGGACAUCAUCCGGUCGAGAACGGGGACCAAUGUGGAUCUAAUCUACCAAAACACCGCGGCAAUUUAUGAAAAUAUAGGCCCAAAAAAGGGGGCUCCCAAAAACGGAUACCACAACUCAUAGGCCCAGAAGUCCAUCAGUUCUUCCAUCUCUCUUCACUUUUAGAAAGAAACUGAGCAAAUAUCUGUGAAGGAGAGGCUGUGAGCACAUUUUCCUGGAUUUAUUUUUAUACCUUUUAGGCUUUUGAUAACAGUCAUCUAGCUUCCUGGAUUCAAACUCAGAUUAUUUGAUAUUUAUUUGUUACGAUUUAUGAAUGUUGACAGUGGACGAAACUGUACGUAGAGCUGCAAUAAUGGAUUAUGUGUCUUGGACACUUUGCUAUAAUUGUAUAUUUUUGUAUUGCUCAGAUGUUUUAUAAAUGCUUCUUAAUACUGUAUAUGACUCACUGAUAAUUAGAUCUUUUUGCUCAGGUAGUGUGAUGGAUGCUGUACAGGUAUUUUUGAUCAGGAAAAACUUAUAAUAACCUUUGCCUUGUAUAAAACAAAUGCUGUUAUGAAGACAGUGUGCCUUUUAAAGAGUUUUUCCACCAGUUCACCAAUAGGUGGCACUCUUAUGUCUUCAAAUGGAAAAGACAGACAUCUGAAAUUCAGCUGUCUGUUUGUGCAUAUUUUAAGCCAACAUGAACUCUGCAAUGUGUUUAAAUGAAGGAGCCUUUUGCACAUGUAUGCACUGUAUUGUGAAUAAUGCACUGGAUGCAUUUGUCUUCUACACUGUCUACUAUGGAGAUGUUUUUUCAGUAGCAUUAAUAUUUUGGCCAGUGCUUUGUAGACUGUUUGGAUUAUUUCUUUAUACAUACAAUACUUUUAUUACAAUUUUAUUUUUGCAAUUUUACUUGCCUCAAUAAAAAGCUCAGGAACUCAAUUAAACUAAACAUGUUCCUAGCAUCUAUGGUGUUUGUACUUUGACGAACUUAGUCCAUUUUUUUCCUUAUUUUCUACGUUGUGCAUUCCUCACAGAAACUGUAAUGUUAUGUCACUUCCUGCUACAUAUCCGAUCCUUGUAUGGAAAUACUGUGAUGUUAAAAUGGCCAGAGAAGUGCAGGCUUAAAGGGCAGGAUUUUCCAUGAGGCAGAUACUUUACUUUUUUAAAGAUAAUUCAAUAAAAGAGUACGCCUGUAGAUAUUUUUUAAAACGUAUUUUUAUUGUAUCAUAGUGUAUUUAAAGCUAUUUUAAGCAUUUGGGUUUUAAAUGAAAAAUAUGUAUAAUAAUUACUAAGGUUUUAGGAUAUUUUUUAAUGAUGCUUGAUGGUACAAUGUGAAAAUAUAUAUAGAAAAAGGCAAGGAUUCAAAUUUUGUAUACAUUUUAACCUGUCAUAUGAAAUGGGAUUAUAUAUAUUACAAAUUCUGGAAAAUAGGGGCGUAAUACUCCUCUUAUUGUUUAAAUCCCUCAGCUUCAAUAUGAUUAAAGAUUCAUAUGCUUGCUUUAAUGUUACCUCUGGACAAUUGUGAGUUUGGAUCUAUUUACAAAGCUCAUCACUCAGAAAAUAAACAAACUGCACACUGUGUCACAG